Molecule: messenger RNA, 1135 nt
Organism: Onychostruthus taczanowskii (white-rumped snowfinch)
Lineage: Eukaryota; Metazoa; Chordata; Aves; Passeriformes; Passeridae
Gene: PDZD9
Product: PDZ domain containing 9
Exons: 4
Coding region: 100-456 (118 amino acids)
Source: RefSeq, a predicted model, not a curated record
GGGGCGGGCGGUGCCCGGGACCCCGCCGGGCCUGGUGCCCACCUGCCCCGGGCCCGGGAGCCCCAACACUUCCCUGCAUCCUCGUCCUUCGUGGCUCUCAUGCAUCGCGGUCCCCAGAGGUGUUUUGGAACGAGGAUGAGCCUCUUGGUCAGUACCAAGAGCUGGAGAACGAUCACAGUGAACACCCACCUGUUUUUUCCAGAGCAGCACAACUGGUCUAUGUGGAACACACUGGGAAGCCAAGGGGGUGACUGCCUGUGCUGUUUAUUUUUAUGGCUGUUGACAGCACUGAAAAACUUCUCUCAGCACACCCAGAUUGCAGCAUUGAUGGCAGAGAUUGGGAUGGAUGAACAAGGAUUAGCCCUCACAAUGGUACAAGGUGGGCCGUAUCUCCAGAUAACAAGCCUUGUUGAAAAAAGCUCUGCAGUUAAUGAUGGAAAGCUGAAACCAGUAUGAGUGAAAACACAGAGGAUGAAGAUGACACUGGGUCCAGUAGUGAUGGUGGAUGCUUGGAUGCUUUUCAGUAUAAAUCUUCACAGUUACUGUGGUGAGUUCACUCAUGUUACCAGCAAUAUCCAGAAUUUGGCAAAUAUCUGAUACAGGCCAGACCCUGGACUAGGCACAGUGUGAUGCUGUACUCCACAAUGCUGCUGGGGCAUUGUGCAAUCCUGGUUCCAGGCCAGUGGUGUUUGACCUCCUUCAUGCUGAGACCUCUUCCUCCUGCCCUUCUGUAUCACAUGCAUCCUGUCUGUAAGACUUGGCUCUGCUUCAGAACAGCUCAAAACUUGGCUUCUUCAAACCCUACAUUUCUUAUGAUGUAUCUGUUUGCUUUUAAUAUAUGCCUAGACUUCAAAACAUUUAUGUCCUAUGAGAUUUCAAAUUCUGUAUUAGCUAUAUAUGGCUAAUCCCCUCAAAGAUUUCUUCCAGUGCUACUUGUGGAGAAGUCACGGAGAAACAAAACCUCUGCUAGUCCCAGACAAGUAGGAACUGCAAGCUUUGUUUGAAGGCAAGUCUCCUACUUAAUUCAUGUAAGGAUGGUAGACAAUGUAUCAAGAACUCCUCCUGAAUAUACAAGAAUACAUGGAUAACCAGUGGUAAUUACUGCAUUUGCCUUCAUUGUGGUGAUCAUUUUUUA